Daphnia pulex (common water flea) is the source of this 676-nucleotide messenger RNA. RefSeq names its product endocuticle structural glycoprotein SgAbd-3-like. Gene Ontology annotation, molecular function: structural constituent of chitin-based larval cuticle. The coding region runs from base 51 to 503 and encodes 150 amino acids. Lineage: Eukaryota; Metazoa; Arthropoda; Branchiopoda; Diplostraca; Daphniidae. The record is from RefSeq and is a predicted model, not a curated record. The transcript has 3 exons. Gene Ontology annotation, cellular component: chitin-based extracellular matrix.
GUCUCCCCCAUUCACUUUCCAGACGAAAGUUGACGUAUAAAAGACUGACAAUGUUAGACCAUCUUCACAGAACUCCUUCGACAGUCUUCAGAAGUGCAGAACAACCACACAAACAAUCAAAAAUGAAACUGAUCAUCGCUCUCGCUUUCUUGGCCGUGGCCCUCGCCGCACCUCAAGGAGAUAAGAAGCCCAUCGAAAUUGUGUCAUCCAACAGCGAAAUGAACGCAGACGGCAGCUACUCAUUCGAUUUCGAGUCUGCCGAUGGGACCAAAGUGUCUGAGAGUGGCAACCAGAAACAAGUUGGUCCCAAACCGGAGGAUAUCGGGACCGUGUCCAAGGGCUCCUACUCGUUCACGACUCCCGACGGCGUCGUCCUCACCGUCAAUUGGGUGGCCGAUGAAAACGGAUUCCAGGCCACCGGCGACCACCUCCCCACUCCUCCACCCAUGCCCGAGCACGUCGUCAAGAUGCUCGCAGACCUCAAAGCCGCCGGAGUCCUGUAAAUAAUUUAAACCCGGAAUUGACACCACCAUUAUUCUGUACAUACGCGGUAUGUAGCCUAUACAUUUGACACCCAAAGUGCUUUCCAUUAUUUUGUGUGGAUAAUUCACAAGCAGUUGGGUUUGUAACAUAUACGCGACAGAUUGCGCAAAAAUACAACUUGUUUUCAAAUUUA